This is a messenger RNA of Silurus meridionalis, 2760 nucleotides long. It is a transcript of the gene tmc2b, whose product is annotated as transmembrane channel-like 2b. The record is from RefSeq and is a predicted model, not a curated record. The transcript is spliced from 20 exons. Gene Ontology annotation, molecular function: mechanosensitive monoatomic ion channel activity. Gene Ontology annotation, biological process: vestibular reflex; detection of mechanical stimulus involved in sensory perception of sound. Gene Ontology annotation, cellular component: plasma membrane. Lineage: Eukaryota; Metazoa; Chordata; Actinopteri; Siluriformes; Siluridae. Bases 1 to 2760 code for a protein of 919 amino acids.
AUGCCGCACCCAAAAACUGGCGUCGCCGCAUCUCUGGAAGAUGUUGGAAUUGAGAUAGAUGCUGAGUUAGACAGUGAUGAUGACACCAGAAGGAGACCAAGAAGUGCUGGAAGACCCAGACCUCCAACUCGGCGAAACAAACCAACAGACAGCGAUGAUGAUGAGGAAGACGAUGCUCCUCGCCUAAGAAGAGGCAGAAGGAGGAGAGGUGAUAAUUCCGAGGACAAUGAGCGCGAGAGACCACGCGGCCGGAGGAAAGCAAACCACAGGAAGAAGGCCAAUGGCACGGCCCAGGACUCUGAUGUGGACAGUGAAGAGGACAAAGGGAACAAGAAGAAAGGAAAAGGAGCGACCAAAAAAGAAAAAGAUGAAGAGAACAAUAAAGAGAAAACUGGAAAAGGAGCAAGUAAAGAUGGGAAAGAAAAGGGGGCAGACAAAAAGAAAAAAGGAGAUGGUAGCAGCUCAUCAGCUGGCGAUUCUGAUGCUGAGUCCCUAUCAGAAAGCGAAAUGGCUCAGCUAAAAGAAGAAGUCGAAGAAAAGAAGAAAAUUAUUGCCACGCUCCGAAACAAACCGUGGCGGAUGAAAAAACGACUUGGGAUUUUGAAGGAAGCACAAGAAUUCGUAGAGAAGUUCGAAGGUGCAUUGGGCAAAGGAAAAGGACGGAAGCUCUAUGCCUUCAAAGUUAUGAUGAAAAAGAAAUUGAUCAAGUUCAAUCGGGACUUUGAUAACUUUAAGACAGCAUGCAUUCCGUGGGAAAGGAAAAUCAAAGAAGUAGAAAGUCACUUUGGGUCAUCUGUAGCCUCCUACUUCAUCUUCCUCAGGUGGAUGUAUGGCCUCAACCUUGUUCUCUUUGGCCUCAUGUUUGGGCUUGUUGUUAUUCCUGAGGUCCUGAUGGGUUUACCAUAUGGCUCCAUCGCCAGGAAAACUGUCCCUAGAGAAGAGCAGGAUACCGCCAUGGACUUCUCAGUCCUUUUUGAAUUUGGGGGUUACUGCAAGUACUCUGUCCUCUUUUAUGGCUACUAUAAUAACCAGAACACUAUAGGACUACUCAAGUUUCGUCUCCCCUUAUCCUAUUUCCUAGUCGGAAUAGGAAUAUUUGGCUACAGCCUGAUGGUGGUGAUCAGGACGAUGGCAAGAAAUGCCAACGAAGGAGGUGACGGGGGAGAGGAGAGUGACUUUGUGUUUUGCUGGAAACUCUUCACUAGUUGGGAUUACCUCAUUGGAAACCCAGAGACAGCCGACAACAAGUAUGCUUCCAUCACAACUAGCUUCAAGGAAUCUAUAGUGGAUGAGCAGGAGAAUUUGAAGGAUGAAAACAUUCAUUUGAGGAGAUUUCUGCGCGUCCUCGCUAAUGUGUUGAUCCUGUGCAGCCUGGGAGGGAGCGGAUAUCUAAUCUACUUUGUGGUGAAAAGAUCGCAAGACUUUGCUAAACUGGAUAACAAAGAGUUAUCCUGGUAUCAGAAAAACGAGGUGGAGAUUGUAAUGUCUCUGUUGGGUUUGGUGUGUCCACCUUUGUUUGAGACCAUUGCCGAGCUGGAAGAUUAUCAUCCUCGGAUUGCCCUGAAGUGGCAGCUGGGCCGCAUCUUUGCCCUCUUCCUGGGAAACCUCUACACCUUCCUGUUUGCCCUUAUUGAUGAUGUCAAUGAGAAGCUGGAUAAGGAGAAACUGAUCAAGAAUGAAACUGACUGGGCUCUAAACCAGUACUAUGCUAACUACACUCUGUAUCACAACGUGACCGAGAACAUUCCACCACCUGUAAUCUCGCCUGCUGAUGUUAUCAGGGGUCCAUGCUGGGAAACUGAAGUGGGAAUUGAGUUUGUGAAGCUGACGGUGUCAGACAUUCAAGUGACCUAUCUGACGAUCCUGGUUGGAGACUUCAUGAGAGCAUUAAUUGUGCGUUUUCUGAACUACUGUUGGUGCUGGGACCUCGAGGCUGGCUUUCCUUCGUACGGAGAGUUCGAUAUCAGUGGAAAUGUACUCGGGCUCAUUUUCAACCAGGGAAUGAUCUGGAUGGGUGCAUUUUAUGCUCCAGGGUUGGUGGGUAUAAACAUUCUGCGCCUCGUGACCUCCAUGUAUUUCCAGUGCUGGGCUGUAAUGAGCAGUAACGUUCCUCAUGAGAGAGUGUUUAAAGCUUCACGCUCCAACAACUUCUACAUGGGCAUCCUGCUGGUCGUGCUCUUCCUCAGCCUCAUGCCUGUGGUCUACACCAUGAUGACCAUGUCUCCAUCAUUUGACUGUGGUCCCUUUAGUGGGAGAGAGAAGAUGUACGAUGUGGUAAUCGAGACGAUCCAGAACCUUCCAGCAUUUAUGGCCAACAUCUUUAUUUACGCAUCCAACCCAGGACUCAUUAUAUCAGUCGUCCUUCUUAUGGUGCUAGCUAUCUACUACCUGAAUACAGUCUCAAAGGCCUACCAGAAAGCUAACAUGGAUUUGAAAAGGAAAAUACAAAUGCAAAGAGAUGAGGAGAAGAACCGGAGGAACAAUAAAGACAGCACUAAUCAGGUGAUGAAGGACUUAGAGGAUCUUUUGCCCAACAAAUCCUUGAUUCCACCACCAUCAGCUAAAGAGGGAGCAGGGAAUCCUGCACAUCAGCCCCCUGCUGGUAAGUCUCCAAAAAUCACAGAUAAAGUUGGAACAGCAACCAAUGGUAAAGGAGUAAAAAUGCAGAAGGAUGUUUCUUUGGCUGCCGCGAAUCCCCGAGCGCCAGUGACCCGCUCACCAGCCCCUGGUGGUCGUGGAAGAGGACCUCCACCGGUGUGA